AGUACCCACUUUACUUCCUCUUCCAUUCUAUUCUCUGCUUCCUAGUCUCCCAAUUAUUUCCAACCCGACCGGUAGCAGGUUGUUCUAAUCGCAGUUUGGGAGAAAGGGAAACUGUGGACGUGUGUGCUCCAGCUCAUCCGUCAUGGCGUCCCAAACCCCAGCCGUUGUCAUGGACAACGGUACUGGAUACUCUAAAUUAGGUUUCGCCGGUAACGACUCACCUUCAUUUGUCUUCCCUACCGCAAUUGCUACCAAAUCUGGCGCUGGAAGUGCCAAGCCUCCUGUUGCCAACAAACCUGGGUUCUUGUCUGCAGGUGGUGGGGCAGGCUCACACUUGUCUUCGAAGCGUGGUACAGAAGACUUGGAUUUCUUCAUCGGCGAUGAAGCUCUAGCUGCUGCCAAUGGCCCUGGAUAUGGAAUCAACUACCCCAUCCGACAUGGUCAGAUUGAGAAUUGGGAUCACAUGGAACGGUUCUGGUCGAACUCGAUCUUCAAGUACCUGCGCGUCGAGCCGGAGGACCACUACUUCCUACUCACUGAACCUCCCCUGAACCCGCCCGAGAACCGUGAGAACACCGCGGAGAUCAUGUUCGAGUCGUUCAACUGCGCUGGUCUUUACAUUGCGGUCCAAGCCGUGCUUGCGCUCGCUGCCUCGUGGACUUCUUCUAAAGUAACCGAUCGAUCCCUCACAGGAACCGUUAUUGACUCGGGUGAUGGUGUCACCCAUGUCAUUCCCGUCGCGGAAGGCUACGUCAUCGGAUCCUCUAUCAAAAGCAUACCCAUUGCCGGUCGAGACAUCACGUAUUUCGUACAAAGUUUGCUUCGUGACCGAGGAGAGCCCGAUAGUAGCUUGAAAACCGCCGAGAAGGUUAAGGAAGAGUAUUGUUACGUGUGCCCGGACAUUGUCAAGGAAUUUGCCCGCUAUGAUCGCGAGCCGGAUCGACUCCUCAAACAUACUGUCACCUCGCCCAACGGCCGGUCCGUGAACAUCGAUGUCGGAUAUGAGCGUUUCCUUGCCCCCGAGAUCUUCUUCAACCCUGAAAUCUACUCUUCCGACUUUUUGACUCCGCUGCCGACCGUUGUCGACGGUGUGAUCCAGUCUUCCCCUAUCGAUGUUCGGAGAGGCCUUUAUAAGAACAUUGUCCUGUCCGGAGGAUCUACGCUAUACAAAGAUUUUGGCCGGCGUCUGCAGCGUGAUAUCAGGCACCUGGUCGAUGCUCGCAUUCGCGCGUCCGAAGCUCGCAGCGGUGGCGCCAGGAGUGGUGGUUUGGAUGUGGCUGUGGUGACGCACAAGAGGCAGAGACAUGGUCCAUGGUUCGGAGGUAGCUUGUUGGGUCAGACCCCAGAGUUCCGCAGCUACUGCCACACCAAGGCAGAAUACGAUGAGAUCGGCCCCAGCAUUGUCCGGAGGUUUGCCCUUCUCGGAGGUCCAGGCAGCUCGUAA
Molecule: messenger RNA, 1444 nt
Organism: Aspergillus nomiae NRRL 13137
Lineage: Eukaryota; Fungi; Ascomycota; Eurotiomycetes; Eurotiales; Aspergillaceae
Product: actin-related protein 3
Exons: 4
Coding region: 143-1444 (433 amino acids)
Biological process (GO): Arp2/3 complex-mediated actin nucleation
Cellular component (GO): actin cortical patch; Arp2/3 protein complex
Molecular function (GO): actin filament binding
Source: RefSeq, a predicted model, not a curated record